AUGGGUAAGUGCUUCCAGAUUAUCUUCUAUGAGGACCGGAACUUCCAGGGUCGCUCCUAUGAGUGCAGCAGCGAAUGCUCUGAUCUGCACUCCCACUUCAGCCGCUGCAACUCCAUCAGAGUGGACAGCGGUGACUGGAUGGUCUAUGAGAGACCCAACUACAUGGGCUACCAGUACUUCCUGAGGAAGGGCGACUAUCCAGACUACCAGCGAUGGAUGGGAUUCAACGACUGUGUGCGAUCCUGCCGUAUGAUCCCUAUGCACCAAGGCUCUCACAGAAUGAUGAUCUACGAGCGUGCAGAGUUUGGAGGCCAGAUGAUGGAGCUGACUGAUGACUGCCCCUCCCUGUAUGAACGCUUCCAUUUGAACGACAUCUACUCCUGCAACGUGAUGGAAGGCUACUGGAUCUUCUACGAACAUCCCCAUUACAGGGGACGCCAGUACCUCAUGAGCCCCGGUGAAUACAGGAGGUUUAAUGAGUGGGGAAGCUUGAGUCCCAGGGUGGGAUCCAUCAAACGCAUCACCAUGUGAGAAAGCUGAUGUCGGCACACUGUUUAUGUGAAGUACAGUCAAUAAAGUACUGUCAA
Molecule: messenger RNA, 587 nt
Organism: Lates calcarifer (barramundi perch)
Lineage: Eukaryota; Metazoa; Chordata; Actinopteri; Centropomidae
Product: gamma-crystallin S-1
Exons: 3
Coding region: 1-531 (176 amino acids)
Biological process (GO): lens development in camera-type eye; visual perception
Molecular function (GO): structural constituent of eye lens
Source: RefSeq, a predicted model, not a curated record